AUGUUGCUACUCGUCGCCCUAUUUCUGAUCUCUGCCCUAGCAGUCUAUUUAUGGAUUUUCUACGAGAAUGUAAAACGCUAUCCAAAGGGUCCAACACCAGUUCCUAUUUUUGGCAAUUUGCUUUCUGCUAAUGUACGCAAAAUGCAUGAACAACUCUCGGACUAUGCCAAAGUUUACGGUGAUGUAUAUACUGUUUGGCUUCCACGACCAUUUGUAGUUAUUACUGACUAUGAGCUGAUUAAAGAAGCAUUUUCUAAGAAAGGUGAUGAUUUUUCUGGAAGACAAGGCGGUUUCCCUGGCAAUCUUUUUCAAAUGGUUGAAAACGGAGGAGAUGAUUUUUCUGGAAGACAAGGCGGUUUCCCUGGCAAUCUUUUUCAAAUGGUUGAAAACGGAGGUGUAGUUCAGUCAGAGGGUGACAACUGGAAAGAACAACGGCGUACUUCAUUGCAUAUUCUCAGAGACUUUGGAAUGGGGAAGAAUUUGAUGGAAGAGCAGGUAUUGCUAUCAGCUCAAGAAUUUCUCGCUCAUAUGGCUUCCAUAAAAGAUAAGGAAGCGAUGGAUUUGCGGCAGCCUAUUCAGGGUGACAAUUGGAAAGAACAACGGCGUACCUCAUUGCAUAUUCUUAGAGAUUUUGGUAUGGGGAAGAAUUUGAUGGAGGAACAGGUAUUGCUAUCAGCUCAAGAAUUUCUCACUCAUAUGGCUUCCAUAAAAGAUAAGGAAGCGAUGGAUUUGCGGCAGCCAAUUCAGAUUUUUAUCGCAAACAUCAUCAAUAAGACGUUAUAUGGGUUUAGCUAUGAUUAUAAUGAAAGUGAUCGUUUAAUGAAGACUGUGGAUCAGAUAACGGAAUUUCUCGACGAAGCAAAAAAAAGCAAGCUGCUAUUGUUUACGCAUAUGUUUCCAUUUUUACAUCAUCUACCCAUAAUAGGAUAUUUAGCAAAAGAUAGAUUCGAGAAGAUGAUGGAACUUGUGAGUUCUUUUAUUUUGUGGAUUAAUACUUUUAAAAAAUAUGAAGUCAAAGAUACAGUUAGAGAAGAUGUGAAACGAUGUCUGGAAACUUAUACUAUCGACCAAGAGCCAGAAUGUUUUGUGCAUGCAUAUUAUCAGAGAAUGCAGACGAAUUCUAACUUGGAGUAA
Molecule: messenger RNA, 1134 nt
Organism: Strongylus vulgaris
Lineage: Eukaryota; Metazoa; Nematoda; Chromadorea; Rhabditida; Strongylidae
Source: the annotation of a GenBank genome assembly